Molecule: messenger RNA, 2729 nt
Organism: Cuscuta campestris
Lineage: Eukaryota; Viridiplantae; Streptophyta; Magnoliopsida; Solanales; Convolvulaceae
Source: the annotation of a GenBank genome assembly
AGGUCGGGUUCGGAUUCGGUCAGGUUUGACCCAUUUUUUGCGGGUCAUUUCGGGUUCGGUCAUCAAAACCUUUGUUCAAAACUCAGUGUUUUUAGGUCGGGUUCCGGGUCAAAAACAGGUCGGGUCAACUUUGAAGCACUCAUUGAAUUGAGGCACCCUCCAAGAAUUCAGAAAUGUGAACAAACAAGUUUACGGGGGUUGGGGAUACACAUCAUAAUCAAGGUCAAGUUAGUAAUAUGAUGUUCACUUACACUAUGCUUAGGUUCUCGAAAUCUCCAAAUGUAUCAAAUAUUGAUCCUGUGAGCCCUAUGUUGAACGACAAGUUUCCAGUUUGCCUUCAUUCAUAGAGUUCUCUGUAAUGUUUUCACACUCACGUCUUAACCUUUUCACAUUUCAAAUCUGUUCACGAAUCCACCUCCGGUGUCAAAACAAAUUUGGUUGGGUUUCAAAAAUUGUUGAUAUACACUGCUUUGUCUACUGAUAAGGGUUCUUUUCUUCAUGCAAGAAGUGUGGAUAGUUGUGUACAUUUAUCCGAGUAAUUUCUUUUCCAAAUAAAGUUAAAAGUUUUUGCUUCUUUUUAAAUGGAAGUUUUUCUUCUAUUUCUAAUAAUAUUUACUUCCAAAAAUAUUUGUGGCAUGUUAUUGCUAGGCUGUUCAAAGAUGCUUAAUUGUUCAAUUAGGAAGCUGUUUGGAGCUAUUCUGAGGCUGUUGGGCUAUUUGAAACAGAUUUUUUAUUGUUCAAACUUAUUCUUGAUGUUCAUAUAAUUUUUCAAAUUUUUUUGUGCUUAUUUUUAGUAUGACUCGGUGGUCGUUUGGUCCUAAUUCUUAGUGCGUAUGAUGAUGUUUUUAUUUUUGAUGUUAGGUUUGUUGAAGAAUUAGUUGCUGCUAAACAAAUGGAUAUCUUUGACAAAUGGAUGAGGUAAUUGGCGUUAAUGCAUUAGUAAUUGGAGCCUAUAGUUGUUGAUUGUUUCAACUUAUUUGAGGAAAUGGGUGGUUUUGAUUUGAUAAGAUUUUUAAGUGUUCCUACAACCAAUGGAGGUCGAAGAUACGAUCAUGCCCGACAAGCUUUAUAGAGAUCUCAUCUAAUACGGAUUGGCUUUUAGUGAUGAAAGAUGGCGGGCAGUUCUAGCCCAAGAUGGCAGCGAUUCCAUAGCCAGAAGGUAAUUGAAGCAUGCUAAAUCUAGCACAUAGAAAUAUGAGUUGGAAGUACACGCCACAUAAAGAAUAGCACUGAACCAAAAAUGGCAUCGUCAUGCGUACCACCACCACAUUUAGAGCCCAAUUCUACCUGAAGGUGGCUUCAGUUUCUUUUGGGAUGAGAGGACUCAACCACAGGCAUGUCUUUAUUCCUUAGAGAUAACAAUAUCUUCUUUGAAGGAAAGUAAACCACAUCUUUAUAUAUUGGUGUUUAAUUUAUCCCAUCCCUUAUACACUAAAAAUUGUGAUCCAACACAAUGAAUAUAUAAAUCACAACAAUCAUUUUUGCAAAAUGGUAUGGAACUAACCUAACAGAAUUCAGAAUCAGAACUUCGAAGUAGUAUUGCAACACAUUAACUUAUAUGUUAGUACAUUACAUAGUUUUGCAUAGAUACCUUAAUACAUUGGUUCAAUAAACUCCGUUGGUUCAAUAAAAAAACUGGCAUUCUAUUUGUUUUAAGCUCAGUGUCUUUCCAUUGUAAUUGUUUAAAAAAGUGUUAUGUUUAGAGUGUUUAUAGACCCAAUCUUCUGUGUGUUUCAAGAUUCUUUUAACCAAACAGUGUAUUUUCAAUAUUGAACCAAUCAAUUAUGUUGCACAGAAACUACUAUCCAUUCCACAGUUUGAAAAGGCUUGGUGAGAAUUUUUGAAAAGAGAAUAAAGGGAGGUUCGGUAUAUGUCUAUGCUUAUUUUGGCGCCGGCAAUAGGAGUGGAUACUAUCGCACUCCAAGACUUGAGUUUCCCCUGGACUUUUGAGAUGAGUCAGUAUAUGUCUCUGCUUAUAUUAUUUUAUAUAUAAAUAGUUUUCAUAUUCAAUCAGAGUGGCGAAAUUGGGAAGCAAACUGUACCAAGUAGUUCACCACAAAAUGAGAGCAGCUAAUUAAGUGGGAAGCUAAUGAGAAAAAAAACAAAUGUAAAGGGGACUAUGAAUCAGGUUCAUACCGACUAAGAGGUAUCAAAUCCGACGUCCUAUGACCUGGUCGACCUGGGCAGUCUGACCAGUCAGGGCUGAGAAGAUUCGUAAUUACAGACAUGGAUUCAUCUGACGAAGGCAUGCAAGGAAUUGGAGAAGGUCAAUCAACCUCUAGGCCACCACUCUUUGAUUGCACCAACUACUCUUAUUGGAAGGAACGGAUGAGAAUCUAUAUUCGUUCCAGCAACUUCCAAUUGUGGUUGGUGAUCAAAAAUGGCGAAGAAAUCCCUAUGAAGAAAGUGGGAGAAACCACGGUCCCAAAGACCAAAAACGAAUUUGAUGCCGAGGACAUCAAGAAGAUCGAAAACUAUGCAAAGGCCAUCAAUAUGCUAUAUUGCGCGGUCAACCCUGAUGACUACCGAAAGAUCUCCUGUUGCACAACCGCCAAGGAGAUGUGGGACAAGCUUGAAGUGACGUACGAAGGUACCGAUCAAGUUCGCGAAGCCAAGAUCGACUUCCUCACCCAAGAGUACGAAAUGUUCCGGAUGAAAGAAGCCGAUGUCAAAGACGAUCUGAUCGCUGAUUCAAACACAGACAUUUAGAAUCAAUAAACUCUGUUAUC